CUGUUAAUUUAUGUUGACAGGACUCUGGUUCCUGCGCUCCAUCCUAAAGCAGGAGCUGGAUGAAAUCAACAACUGGGGCAGAUCAGCACUGCGCUUCGCUGAGAAAGAUCCAGCAGCAGGCCUGAUCCUGCACAGCAAAUAAGGGCCUUAAAUUGGAGGUGUAACAAGCCUGCAGCACAUAGUUUUGUUCCCUGCUGGUUGUGGUCUGAUACGUACGUCCAGUGGCUGUUCCUGCAAUACACUUGGACCUGGUCUGGUAUGCUUGAUCGACGUCUAAUGACUCCUGGUCCUAAGCACCUUAUUCCUGAGGGUUCGGCGGACUCCUACACCAGCCGUCCAUCUGAUUCAGAUGUAUCUCUGGAGGAAGACCGAGAGGCUGUGCGCAGAGAAGCAGAGCGACAAGCCCAGGCGCAGCUGGAGAAAGCUAAGACCAAACCUGUUGCAUUUGCUGUUCGGACAAAUGUCAACUACAUCGCAGCACUUGACAAUGAUGUCCCUGUCCCUGGCAUGGCUAUCUCGUUUGAAGCAAAGGAUUUUCUUCAUGUUAAAGAAAAAUUUAACAAUGACUGGUGGAUAGGACGGUUGGUUAAGGAAGGCUGUGAAAUAGGGUUCAUCCCGAGUCCAGUCAAACUAGAAAACAUGAGGCUGCAGAGCGAACAAAAGGUGAAGCAGGGAAAAUUCCACUCCAGUAAAUCGGGAGGAAAUUCAUCGUCCAGUUUAGGUGACAUGGUACCUAGCUCCCGGCGAUCGACCCCUCCCUCAUCUGCUAUUGAUCUAGAUGCCAUGGGCUUAGAUGCAGAAGACAAUGAUACCCCAGCAAACCACCGCUCCCCUUUAACCAAUGUAAACAGUGUAACAUCUUCCCAAUCUAAAGAGAAAAGAAUACCCUUCUUUAAGAAGACUGAGCACAUCCCUCCCUAUGAUGUAGUGCCUUCAAUGAGACCAGUAGUGCUAGUGGGGCCUUCUCUGAAGGGAUAUGAGGUGACGGACAUGAUGCAAAAAGCACUUUUUGACUUUCUGAAACACAGCUUCGAAGGAAGGAUAUCAAUCACACGGGUCACUGCUGACAUCUCCCUUGCCAAACGCUCAGUAUUAAAUAAUCCCAGUAAGCAUGCAAUAAUCGAACGCUCUAACACCAGAUCCAGCUUGGCUGAAGUGCAGAGUGAAAUUGAAAGGAUUUUUGAACUGGCAAGAACAUUGCAGUUGGUGGUUCUUGAUGCGGACACAAUCAAUCAUCCAGCUCAGUUGGGUAAAACGUCCCUGGCUCCCAUUAUAGUCUACGUAAAGAUUUCUUCUCCAAAGGUUUUACAAAGAUUAAUAAAGUCCAGAGGAAAAUCCCAGGCUAAACACCUGAAUGUCCAAAUGGUUGCAGCCGACAAGCUGGCUCAGUGUCCUCCAGAAAUGUUCGACGUGAUUCUGGAUGAAAAUCAGCUGGAAGAUGCCUGUGAACACCUAUCUGACUACCUGGAAGCUUACUGGAGGGCUACACAUCCCCCGAGCAGCAACCCUCCCAACCCUCUCCUCAGCCGCACACUUGCAACUGCAGCCCUUCCCACAAGCCCAGCGCCAGUCUCCAAUUUACAGGGUACACAGGGAGAAACAAAACCCGAGCGAUCAGCACCUGAGAGGACUGCUUCCAUAGAGGAGGAGAAACAAACUGAACCGGUGAAAAAGUCCCAUCACCGACCUUCAUCUUCCGCACACCACCACAAUCACCGUAGUGCUGCAAGCCGGGGACUGUCCAGACAGGAAACAUUUGACUCAGAAAUGCAAGACAGCAGGGAUUCUGUAUAUAUAGAACCAAAGGAUGAUUACACAGAAAGCCACGGGGAUCAUUACGGUACGCACCAGGACCACAAUCACACGGAGGAAGUACAAGGUGGCAGUGACCACAGGCACAGAGAAUCACGACAUCGGUCGAAGGAACGAGACCGAGAACAGGACCACAAUGAACGUAACAAACAGCGGAGUCGGCAUAAAUCAAAGGAUCGAUACUACGAACGGGAUAGUGAUGUUGUGUCGAAAAAAAGGAAUGACGUCAGUGAGUGGAACCGAGAUGUGUACAUCCGCCAGUAACACUUGCCUGCGAGGCACCCCUAUUUGUGUUCCUUCAUAUGUUACGCAGUUUUUGUGUAAAGAUAUUUACCUUGAUUACCCUCUCCUUGUCUGUUGCAAAUGUGUUACUGUAUAUUUCAAGAGCUAUUUCAUACAGUUGUUGCUUCCACGGCAACAGCAUGAGUAAAGGUGAAAUAAUAUUUCAUAUUUUUCAGUAUUGCUAAAACAUGGUACAAUUGCAGAUAUCCUGGUGUUGUACUGUGCUUGAAGCUAUUUUUCGGAUCGUUGCCAGCUGAACAAUAUCUGUUACUCUCAAACUACUGUUAAUGUUCUUAAGCAACAUAGUAAAGGUUUGAACUCUCCUGUGUAUUCAGCAAGGUUAGAUCAGCACAUAAAGAGUUUACUUCUUUCUCGAAGUUUAUGUUCUGCAUGCACAACUUUUUUUUAAAAAGAAAAAAUCUUGGUUAAAUCCACUCUUGCUCGUACUUGUAGUUGACUGUGUUUGGAAAAAUCUGGUCUUGCCUUACACGUCAAAAGGAUACUUAAGAAAACACUUUUAUAUGUACUGGUACUAUGUACUGUAUGUUCAGUAUCAUUCUGUUUGUAUUCAUACCAAUUGGAAAUCAUUUACAACAAAAGAAUAUAGUUUUAACCACUUUUCUUCAGAGUCCUAAUGCUGUAUUUUCUCUUUCUAAUCAUGCUGCCUGCAAUUUAGCCAAUACUUAGAAAUGCUGAUAGCGAAUGCAACCUUUUUUUAGCUUUUAAAAUUCAGUCUGCAGCACACGCAUGCAUGUACAUUUCAUCGAUAUGAGCGUGAAAAAUUCAAUAUAAUAUAUAGACAUAUAUUGUUCAGGUUUUUGUAACAUGAAUAGUUUUAACUGGCAAGAUGGUGACCAAUGUUGAAAAUUUACUUGAUAUCAAUAGUCUAAGUUAUUUACCAAAUAUUCAAUAUUUAUGUAAGUUCCACAAUUUUUUGUUUGUUUUAGAAAUU
Callorhinchus milii (elephant shark) is the source of this 3046-nucleotide messenger RNA. RefSeq names its product voltage-dependent L-type calcium channel subunit beta-2. Gene Ontology annotation, biological process: regulation of voltage-gated calcium channel activity; neuromuscular junction development; chemical synaptic transmission. Lineage: Eukaryota; Metazoa; Chordata; Chondrichthyes; Chimaeriformes; Callorhinchidae. The transcript has 13 exons. The record is from RefSeq and is a predicted model, not a curated record. Gene Ontology annotation, cellular component: voltage-gated calcium channel complex. Bases 259 to 2076 code for a protein of 605 amino acids. Gene Ontology annotation, molecular function: high voltage-gated calcium channel activity; protein binding.